UCAGCGUUUUGAUGUUCAAAUACAUACCGAAAGAAACAAAAUUUCAAACACAUCGAUCCAUAGGCUAAUCAGUCUGAAUUAAAAUGUUCUAAACUUGACACCUAAUUUCGCUGGCUUUCUUUCAAAUUGACGCCUGUUUUUUUUUUUGAAAAAAAAACAUAAAAAUAUGAACAAAAAUCUGUUUGUAUUUUUCCUGUUAUUUCUAUGCGUAGCUAAUUGCAAAUCGGGAUCGAUCACUUUGUUUGAUGAUGGGAACGAUGGAUUGGAACCUGGAAAAUUAGAAACAAAAUGCAACGGCAAGCGGCAAUCUGACGUAGAUGAAAUUAAAUCGGAAAUUACGAACGACUCGGGCGCUACCGCUAAAAGCCCCGCUCUUUCCUUGAUAGACAUAGAGAACGACAGGCAGACCGACGAUACUGAGGACGGGGCACGAGAUCGCGUCGAAACGGGAGAGAAUAAGUCAAAGAGAAAGCAGAGAUGUCAGUCAAACAAUAUUGUGGGAUCCAUACACAGAUCAAACCUUAUCUCUGAGUCUCCAACAAAUAAUAUCCGACCUCUGAUGUUAGUUAAAAGAGAUUCGCCUAAAGAAACUCAAGCAAUUUUCAAAUGUAUAAAUUGCAGGAACCGCAUGAAAUGUAUAACUGGAAAAUGUACCGAAUGUGACAUAUAUUGCAAAAAUCUUCCUGACACAGAAGAUAACGAGUUUAUGAUGUUAAAAAAUAGCCCCGAAGUAGUGGGUAUAUCAAACAGAAUGUCCCUAACCCCACAAAAUGACAUUUUCUCGAAAACCCUGUAUCCAAUAUCGACAUACAGGGCUGGCGAAACUAAAGACAUUAUUUGUAGAUUGGUAGGAAUAACCGAUACCACAGAUAUAGAAACAGUUACAAUUUGGGUGACAACUUAUACGAACAACCCACCGAAAGUACUGAAUCCUAUCAUGAACGACCAGCCAAAGGACCAGCAAGGAUCUGACAGCAAACAUAUUACGGAUUCAAAUGAGCCUAAUCCUGACUUGAAAUCUAGAUUCAACGAAUACGAUGAAGAUCAGUUCCCCAGAAUCAGUGACGAUGACAACGAAAACAUUAGAAGAAAUCCUGAUAUUAUAGAAGGACCCCCUCCAUUGCUAGGAACCAACAACAAUAUUGAUCCUUCUGAAGCCAUUACUGGACCUACAAACAGCAAUAUCAUUGUUGAACCUCCAGAGUUUGAAUCAGAUUCACCAGAUAAUUCAGUAGACUCACCAACCGUUCCAUCUGACCAAGCCAUAGAUAGCAUCAUCAAACCAAACAAAAUAAUAACAACCGGCAAGCCUUCUUUGAUCUCAAGACUAAAAGAACUUACUGAGAAGAGAUUAAAAAAAUUAUCGUCUCCCCCAACACUAAAGAGUGUCCUGCCUAAGAAUUUACAAGAUUCGUCUACCAAAAGUGAUUCUGAUGAGAUUCCUGAAGUCACUAGUGUUCCGUUGUUUAAAGGAAUGCACAAAACAGAAGAAAUAAUUGACCCUCUUAGUGUUUUAGGUGAUCCAAUAGAAUCUCCGUCUACAAAACCCGUUGAUGCAGACGGUCAAAUAUCAAAAAUCAACGACGCAAUUCAAGAAGUCCAAUCCAUAGUCCGCAAAAUGCAAGAGGACGCUUCGAAAGCCUCAGAAAACAGACUUUUAGGCUCUGACCUAUCUUCAGCAGCCAGUCCGGCAACACCCAACCCUGUUUUGCCCAAUCACGUAGUCGAUAACUUCAAAAAAGUCAACCAGUACAUCAAAAAUCGAGCUCAGGACGUCCUGGAUGCCAUAAAAGACCCAGAAAAUGCAGAAAAGCAGGACAGUUUGAAGGACGAACAUUCCGACAUGACUAAAAACUUGUUAAGCAACUUCAAAAAGAUGCCUCAGUAUGUUUUGGACAGGGUGCAAGAUUCUUUGAGCAAGUUAUCAAAUGGUAAAACUGUUGAAAAUGGUUCAAUAAAUGAGAAUAACGUUGAAGUCAAAGAAAGGUUUGGUAAUGAUGAUACUUUGUCUGAAAAUGUUGGGCUGUCAAACAACAACGAGGACCCUAUUGAAACAACUCCUGUAGAAUCUCCAACAACGAAAACUUACAAAACUAAACUCGAUAAAUACUUGGCAGAAUUAAAGGAAAAACGACAGAAAAUUUAUUCGCCCGAAAAAUUCAAACUGGAUAACACAAAAGACCCCUACAAUCUUAAAAGUGCAAGAAUAAACCAACAAAAUUCGAUUUUAUCGAGAUCUGGAGAUGACAGCAGUGAUACAAAUACAGAAGCUGUAACAAAUAGCAUUUUAGAGAGCUUAAACAAACAGAGAGAACUACUUAAAGACAAGAUACAGAGUUAUAUUGAAGAUGCUAAUACAAAAAGAGGUCAGAAGAAUCAGAAUAUUGAAAAUGAUAAUGCCAUAGAUGGUAUGGUUGAGGCUAGACCAAAUAAUGAUUUACCCAACUUGGAUAGAGAUAAAAAUAUUAAAGAAAAUAAAGGACAGGAUGGUGAAAAACCUGAUAAAUUGAAGAAAUAUGUCUCCAAAUUAAAAUCCAGAAUGAAUUUGGAGAAAGCCAAUCUUCAAAGUGCUGCUAAAAAGGCACAGUCUAAUCUAAAAUCAGUACAGGAUGAAGAUAAAACAAGGGAGUUCUUAAGAAAGCUCUCUACGCCUUUUCCCAAACUUGACAAAGCACCAGAAGAGUUUUCUUACCACUUAGCCAAAGGAAGGAGUGAUAUUAAUGAUGGAAAUUUAGAAAUGGAAUCACCUGACGAAGUAACAACACCGGAAUCUGUAGACCAGAACGAAGAAACCAGAGAAUUUCUCAACAAACUUAAUACACCAUUUCCAAAAAUGAUACUACCUCCAGAAGAAUUUCCAUAUCAUUUAGCCCAAGGCAGAAACAAUGAAAACGAUGGAAAUUUAGAACUGAAGUCUCCUUUUGAUGAAAAACCGACCGAAAAUAGCUUGGAUAGUCAAGUUGUAUCUAAGCAGCCGGAAAAAAUAAAAAAAUAUUUUGAAAAACUCAAAUCCAGAAUGAAUUUGGACAAACCUUUCUUGAAGCCAGCUCAGAACACUGAAAAUUUACUGAAUUCGAGAUUUGGUAAUGAUCCAAUCACUGAAAACACUCCGAAUCAAAGAACUGAAAGUAUGUUUGGCAACAAAGAUGCUAAGAAAAAAGCAUUGAAAGCUAAAUUACAAGAAUACAUGGCUAAAGUCAAAAAACCUCGCUUAGACCAAGAAACCGUCAAACAACAACCUCCUUUGAUCAAGAACAGACUCCAACCAAUUCAACCUGUUACAAGCAGAAUAACUGGGUUGACCACUCCAAAAUCCAUAGAGAAACAAAAGUCUGAGCUGAAUGCAAUGAUGGACAACUUGAAAAGCAUGUUGAAAGAACGGAUGGCUAAGAAAUCUGAGCCUACUGUUUAUGAAAUUGUCAAUGGUGGUCCCAAUGAAGAAAAUCUGCAAAGUGUGGUACCAAAUUCACCUGAAAGUGUACUUGGAGAUACCAAUAGCGGUGGUGAAGUAAUUGGGGAUACAGAUGAGCAAUUGGUGCCUAGUUUGGAAAGUAGAAAUACUCUGGAAAGUACACAGCCUGCAUCUGAUUGGUCAAGCAGCUUAGGCCAAAUAGUAUCGGCUUCGUCCAAUCCCAAUGAAGUAUUUUUCAUGGCCAGCGGUAUCAAACUUCCUAUGAAGAUAGUCAAGCAAGAAGAUGGCACUCUGGACCUAUCUCUAGACCUUGAAAAGUUGUGCGCCUGCAAAAACACAACCUGUCCACAAAAUCCUGCAGUCAUCGAGGAAACAGUGGGCGCCAUCUUGGAAAAAGAAGCCGAGAUUGAAGACCAGUUAAAUAUUGAAAAUACUAUUAUAGAUGGUUCGAAAAGACAUAAGUCUGAGCUGUCAAAAAGAUCCCCGGAUAUGUCAAAAUAUCCAAGUCCAAAUUUGGAUAAUGUCCUAAACGAAAUUAACGAUUUCGGGAAGAAAAUCAAGCAUUCCUUUAGCAAGACUGUGAACGAGGUUCAGAAAGACAUUGAUCAAACAAACAACGCAAUUGUUAAAGGCAUCAGAACAGAUAAAAUCAGUGAUAUUCCUAAGAUUAAUCCAAAAAUUACCUUGAUAAAGAAUAUUUUAAACUAAAAACCUCAUUAACCA
Molecule: messenger RNA, 4135 nt
Organism: Sitophilus oryzae (rice weevil)
Lineage: Eukaryota; Metazoa; Arthropoda; Insecta; Coleoptera; Curculionidae
Exons: 12
Coding region: 167-4120 (1317 amino acids)
Source: RefSeq, a predicted model, not a curated record